UGUCUGUCCACACUCUCAUCCCUCUCUUAUUGUCUAGGAUGGGGCAGUCUGAAUCUAGACCACCCUCUCCUGCACCCACCUGUGUGUCUAUGAAGAGUGACCGGUCCAUGGGUCGCCCCAUUCAUUUUAAAGGAGGAGACUCUUCACCUCAACACUCAACCCGGCGUAAGGAAUCCCACUCUUCCAGUCAACCAGAACCCAGCCAGCUUUAUGAUCACAGACAGCAACUUGAUCACCUGCAGGAAAUGCAGCAGAUCCACAAGUCUCAUCUGCAGAAGAGGUUUCAGUGUCUGAUUGAGGGCAGCAUAGAGCAGGGAAACUCCACAGAACUGAAUAAGGUAUACACAGAUCUCUACAUCACAAAGGGGUGGAGGGGAGAGGUCAAUAAUGAACACGAGGUCAGACAGAUUGAGAGAGCAUCCUGGAGAGAGGAGAAAUUAGGCAGACCAAUCAAAUGCAGUGCCGUCUUUGAACCUGAAUCUGGACAAGACAAACCUAUUAGAUCAGUGCUGACUAAGGGAGUGGCUGGCGUCGGAAAAACGGUCUCUGUGCAGAAGUUCAUUCUGGACUGGGCUGAAGGGAAAGCCAAUCAGGAUGUCCACUUCAUAUUUCCCUUUCUUUUCCGGGAGCUGAACCUGAUGAAGGAGAAGAAACUCAGUCUAGUGGGUCUUAUCCAGCACUUUUACCCCAAGAUAAAAGCAGAAGAAAUACUCACCAGUUCAAAGCACAGAGUACUGUUCAUCUUUGAUGGUCUGGAUGAGUGGCGAAUUCCUCUGCAGUUCAACCACAGCUCAAAGUGUUGUGAUGUGACAGAGCAGGUUUCAGUCAACAUGUUGCUGACAAACCUCAUCCAGGGGAAUCUGCUUCCCUCUGCUCUCCUCUGGAUCACCACCCGACCAGCAGCAGCCAGUCAGAUCCCUCAGAAGUGUGUGGACCAGGUGACAGAAAUAAGGGGAUUCAACAAUCCACAGAAAGAAGAGUACUUUGGGAAGAGAAUCAGUAAUGAGAAUCUGGCCAGCCGAAUCAUCAGCCACCUGAAGUCAUCCAGGAGCCUCUACAUCAUGUGCCACAUUCCAGUCUUCUGCUGGAUUGCAGCCUUUGUUGCAGAGAGAACAUCAGAAGAAUCAGACAAAGCUGAAAUGCCAAGGACUAUGACUCAAAUGUACAGCCGCUUUCUCAUUAUUCAGACUAGCAUUAAAAAAGGCAAAUACACAGAAAGAAAAGAGAAAGAAGAAGAGAUCAUUUUCAAACUGGGGAAACUGGCCUUUCAGCAGCUGGAGAAGGAUAACCUGAUCUUCUAUGAGGAAGACCUAAGAGAGGCUGGCAUCGAUGUCACAGAAGCAUCAGUUUACUCAGGAGUAUGUACUCAGAUCUUCAGAGAGGAGAAGGAUGUUUCCCAAGCAAAGGUGUCCGUGUUCAGCUUUGUACAUCUGAGCAUCCAGGAGUUCCUGGCAGCAUUAUAUGUGUUUCUCUGCUUCAGCAACAGAGAGGGAAACAUGUCUGACCAACAGCAAACCUCUCAGCUCUCUGCUCUGUUCAGAGCUGCAACACUUCAUGACUUGCACAAGACUGCAGUGGAUCUGGCCUUACAGAGUAGGAAUGGGCACCUGGACCUUUUCCUCCGCUUCCUUCUGGGCCUCUCACUGGAGUCCAAUCAGAACCUCCUAAAACGCCUACUGCCAAAGACCAGUAGCCAAUCACAGAGCUCAGUGCAGACAGUCCAGUGUGUCAAAGAGAAGAUCAGAGGUGAGAGUAGUUCAGACAGAAGGAUCAACUUGUUCUACUGCCUGAAUGAGCUGAAUCAGCAUGCUGUAGUGGAGCGCAUUGACAGGAAGGAAGGACAGCUGUCUGUAGAGAUGCUCUUACCAGGAGAGUGGGAGACUGUGACAUUUAAACUCACAAUGUCAGAAGAGCAGCUGGGUGGGUUUGACCUGCAGAAAUACAUACAGACACCAGAGAAAGACCAGACUGAACUCCUCAGCCCUGAUGAUGUUCUUCAGAAGCUGGUGCCAGUGGUCACAACAUCCACCAAGGCAGUGUAAGUAACACUGUGUGUGUGUGUGUGUGUGUGCGUGUGUGCGUGUGUGCGUGUGUGUGUGUCGGGCAUCGUAAGUAACACACUGUUGCUGUCUUUAGGUGUGAUUUAAUUCUGCCUGCACAUUAAACACACACGCACACACACCGAGGCAGUGUAAGUAACACACUGUGUUGCUC
Messenger RNA from Engraulis encrasicolus (European anchovy), 2214 nucleotides. RefSeq names its product protein NLRC3-like. Bases 39 to 2042 code for a protein of 667 amino acids. The record is from RefSeq and is a predicted model, not a curated record. The transcript is spliced from 3 exons. NCBI's taxonomy places the organism in Eukaryota, Metazoa, Chordata, Actinopteri, Clupeiformes, Engraulidae. Gene Ontology annotation, biological process: intracellular signal transduction.